Messenger RNA from Suillus paluster, 201 nucleotides. RefSeq lists its product as uncharacterized. NCBI's taxonomy places the organism in Eukaryota, Fungi, Basidiomycota, Agaricomycetes, Boletales, Suillaceae. The annotation marks the transcript as partial. The record is from RefSeq and is a predicted model, not a curated record. The transcript has a single exon.
AGGUGGUCUUUCAAUGAAGAUGGCUCUCACGAUUUGUCCAUCAUCCAUAUCGACAGUAUCAUUCGCGGCGCUCACUUGCUCCCAAUAUUCGGUACCCAGCUCGUACCACGCGGCCUUCGAUUCUACGAUUCUCUGGAUGUAUAUCGAGGAUUCUACGUAAAUCGGUUCAUUGAUCACCAUGCUUUCGAGCUGGCAUCUUAA